UUUUCUCCCGGUGGGGCACUGAGAGGACUGGAGACGUGCUUUGCAUUGGCAGGCUGAUGAGGACACGUGCCUCCUCCCUGCCUCCCCCCAGGCUCCGCGGUACCGCAUUGGCAUCAGCCAAAGGGACCUGAAAACCAUCAAGCGACUCCUGGAAACGCCGCGCGCCGCCCCAUAACCCCGACGCAAGCGAUAUAAUAGACGGGAACCUGUGGCGCGUCUUUCGCCGUGCGUAGAGGCUUUUGCGCACGCCGCUGAACUGCCCGACAACUUGUGCGCCAGUCGGCGAGCGUCACAGCGCAGCGCCAAGAUGCAGAGACGGAGCGGCGACGUCUGAAGGUGACAUGAACCUGGGGAUAAUCGAAGGCAGCAGGCGCACACUGACCAAGAAGUGGAGGUAGCAACUGACGCCCGUCGGUGUCUCGAAACAGACCUUGCGCUUUUCCUUGCGGCUUUAUCUCAUGCGGAGAACCAGCUCCAACCCAAAGUAGCCUCGCGUUUUUAUUGACUGGGGGAGAAAAACACCUAAUUACGCUGCAAAACAUUUGCGAAUCGACACAGGAGUAAAAAUGGCGACGUUAAUCAGAAGCAAGCUCUCCAAUAAACUCUCAAACGCGGCCACGACUGUGUCCAAUAAAUCCCAGGCGAAGGUGAGCGGGAUGUUCGCCAGGAUGGGCUUUCAGGCCGCGACCGACGACGAGGCUCUGGGGUUCGCCGCCUGCGAUGAUCUGGACUACGACCACCGGCAAGGGAUGCAGAUGGACAUUUUGACGUCCGAUGAGAUGACGGGAGAAGGGAGCGGAGACGGAGGCGCGGUGGAGGGGGACAGCCACUACCAGAGGGACGGCACCGGCCCCCCGCACUCCGCCUCCAAGGACGGGGGUCCAACGAACGAGUUGACUGAAGUCAGACCAAAAAUCACGGCGUGGGAGGCGGGUUGGAACGUGACGAAUGCAAUUCAGGGGAUGUUCGUUCUCGGCUUGCCCUACGCCAUCCUGCACGGAGGAUACCUCGGACUCUUUCUCAUUAUUUUCGCCGCCGUCGUGUGCUGCUACACGGGCAAAAUCCUAAUUGCCUGCCUGUACGAGGAGGACGAAGACGGGCAGCUGGUGCGCGUGCGGGACUCCUACGUGGACAUUGCCAACGCCUGCUGCGCGCCCCGAUUCCCAUCGCUGGGCGGCCACAUCGUGAAUGUAGCCCAGAUCAUAGAAUUGGUGAUGACGUGCAUCCUGUACGUGGUGGUCAGCGGCAACCUGAUGUACAACAGCUUCCCCAACAUGCCCAUUUCCCAGAAGUCGUGGGCCAUCAUCGCCACCGCCGCCCUGCUGCCCUGCGCCUUCCUCAAGAACCUGAAAGCCGUGUCCAAGUUCAGCUUGCUGUGCACGCUGGCCCACUUUGUCAUCAACAUCCUGGUCAUCGCCUACUGCCUGUCCAGAGCCAGGGACUGGGCCUGGGACAAGGUCAAGUUUUAUAUCGAUGUCAAGAAGUUCCCCAUCUCCAUUGGGAUUAUCGUGUUCAGCUACACCUCGCAGAUCUUCCUGCCGUCGCUGGAGGGCAACAUGCAGAGGCCCAGCGAGUUCCACUGCAUGAUGAACUGGACUCACAUCGCUGCCUGCAUCCUCAAGGGCCUGUUCGCCCUGGUGGCCUACCUGACCUGGGCUGACGCCACCAAGGAGGUCAUCACGGACAACCUGCCCCCAACCAUCCGAGCCGUCGUCAACAUCUUCCUGGUGGCCAAAGCCUUGCUGUCGUACCCGCUGCCGUUCUUCGCCGCCGUCGAGGUUUUGGAGAAGACAUUUUUCCAGGACGGCGGCCGCGCGUACUUCCCGGAUUGCUACGGAGGAGACGGACGCCUGAAGUCGUGGGGACUCACCCUCCGCUGCAGCCUUGUCGUGUUCACCCUGCUUAUGGCGAUCUACGUGCCGCACUUCGCCCUCCUCAUGGGUCUCACCGGCAGCCUGACGGGCGCGGGCCUGUGCUUUCUACUUCCCAGUCUCUUCCACCUCAAGCUUUUAUGGAGAAAGCUGCUGUGGCAUCAGGUUUUCUUUGAUGUCUCCAUCUUUGUAAUAGGAGGUAUAUGCAGCAUAUCUGGGUUUAUCCACUCGAUGGAGGGGCUCAUAGAGGCUUUCAAAUACAACAUAGAAGAUUAGAUGCGAGCCACCGCUUGAACUAGAUGUUAACUGCAAACACCCAUUUUGUUCAAAUAAUAAUAAAAAAAAAACCCCACAGUACUUCCCGACAAGCGCGGCCCCCUCUGCUUAAUCCAUGCGUAAAAGCGCGCGGGACACACUCGCCGACAUCUCGCGCGCACUCAUACAGUCUUGCAUCCGUUCAGAAAAAAUGCGCGCGCGCACACACAGAAGUAGAGGCGGCGGCUGUGAAGGAAUCUAAUGCAUCCACAACACAAUAUAUGGACAGUAUAUGUUGUAUAAAUAUGCGAGCAAAAGUACAUAUACAUAUUUUCCAGUGGAGUGAACGUUUACAAUAUUGACCUUAAACUAAAUUGCAAAAAGGGCAGUUUGUCUUUUUGUUGCUCUUGUGGUGCUUCCCCACAUGAGACUUCGCUUCAUGUAACGCUCCAGUGUGUGAUGGAAGGACAUUAGACGGCAUAAUGUGAUUUACUGAUUAAGUUUCUUUUAAACGGUCUAAAAAUAUAUUUAAAAAAGCCACUUUUAUCGAGGUGAUUUGCAAUAUGAUUAUGGGCAAUGAAUGUGAUGUUAAAACGCAGAAAAACCAGAGAGACGAGUAACACAACGGCAAUAACCAGCAGUAGAAGCACAUGAAUGCAUAUAGAACUAUUUAAAUAAAACGCGGCGUUUAGUUUUGAAAAGAAUUGGGCCUUUUUUCCCCUGCGCAGUUUAAAAUCACAAAAAAGCUCACGAAACGGGGCCUAAACAGCAGCUACAUAAACUAUGCAUUGAAUGUAGAAUAUGUCAGACACAAAACACCGUGAAACUGGGAAGUGGAAAUGAAACAUCCUCCAAAUUCUUCAGCUCUGAUAAUUUAUGCAUAUUUCUACCUAAUACCCGACAUUUAAUUCAACCUUUCAAGCGUCGAAAACCAAUAUUUAAAUGUGCUAAAUGCCCACAAUUGGCUUAAAGUCCAGCGGAAUGGGGACCCGAAAAUGAAAUGCACACUCGAUUCAAAGAUACUGUUUUACAUCACAUUUUAAAAAACAUGGCCUGUUCUGAAAUUUAUUUAAGACCACCGUGUCCGAAAUUCGAUGUCUGAAAAUCUAAAACAAAGACCAUUAGAGGAAAACGUGCAUACAGACAUUUUUCAUUCUGUGCAAUCCAAUGGGUCCUGUGGAAAUGUUAUAAAACCGUAUGUGUAGUGUGUUGUUGUGGUUUCAAAAAGAUGGAAUGUAUAUCUCAAAGUCGUUAUCAUAUAUCGUGAAAUUACUAUUAAAGAAUAAAGAAAUAAGUGACAUUAUAUUGUAAAAAUGUGUGUGGUUUUAUGUAAAUCGAAAACGGUCAGAACAUGUAUUUUUUUUCCCCCUCUAUAAUAAAAAGACAGAAAAUGGUGGAGAAAA
This is a messenger RNA of Betta splendens (Siamese fighting fish), 3529 nucleotides long. It is a transcript of the gene slc32a1, whose product is annotated as solute carrier family 32 member 1. Lineage: Eukaryota; Metazoa; Chordata; Actinopteri; Anabantiformes; Osphronemidae. Gene Ontology annotation, molecular function: amino acid transmembrane transporter activity. Gene Ontology annotation, cellular component: vacuolar membrane. The transcript has 2 exons. The record is from RefSeq and is a predicted model, not a curated record. The coding region runs from base 567 to 2147 and encodes 526 amino acids. Gene Ontology annotation, biological process: amino acid transmembrane transport.